ACAAAAUGUUGCGGUUCAUAAGCAAACGUGAGCAAUUUUUCACGUCACUCGGAGAGCAGUAUCCUGAACUAGCUAUUGAUGGUGAGACAUGGAACUUCAUAAAAGAAUACGAGGAGGCUUUCAGAUCUUUCUACACAGCCACCAAGCUGAUGCAAUCACAACAUCAACCAUUUUCCGAGUUUUAUAUGCUAUGGCUAAAUGGCAUUCAAGAACUGACUAAGCUCAAGAACAAUCGAUUUGUGACACCAUUGACAAGCGCUUCGCUGAACCGUUUGAAAAAGUUGAAAGAAAACCAGCUCUUCCGGGCCGCUCUGUAUUUGGAUCCCAGAUUUAACUUCUUGGUCUCUAAGAUACUCAGCACCGAAGAAAAGGAACAAUCACAGGAGUAUUUGAUCCGAAUUUGGGAGAGGCUUAAUGCACUCCGCUCUGCAUCAUCGAAUGAGACAUCACCGGAUAUUUCUAUGAACGAAUCCUCGACAUCCACAGCAGAUGAAAUGGACGAUUUCAUCACUGACAUGUACGGUGGAACGCUGAUGCCUACGAAUUCGUCGAAAUCUUUGGAUAAUAUCCGCCAACAGAUUAAAAUGCUGGAAAUUGAACCUCGGCAGCCGCACACGUAUGACGUAUGGAACCAUUGGUUAGCCAGAAAGGCCUCACAUCCGGAGCUUUUGCUGUGGCUAUGGUGGUACUUUCGGCGCCUUCUGACCAAGCAUCGGUUGAAAGAGCGUUCAGCGCUUUAGGUCUUGUAUUAACAAGUCAUCGCACGGGAAUGACCGAUGCACAUCUGGAGGACACGCUGUUGGUAAAACUGAACCAGACCAUCGUUGACAAUAUAAUGCCUAUGCUGUAUCCAUGGAAGGACUUCAAAUGAGUCCGUGACCCAUGUAUAAUUACAAAACUAUAUCCUUAAAAUUUGACUUUAACUCAUGUGAAGACAAUAAUUGAAUUUUUUGUGAGUAUGAAAGUCUUACAAAUGUUUCGGUAGUGCUAUCUAUACCGUUUUUCAUACCUAUACCUUGUUUUAAUAAUUUAAAUAAAGAGAGAUGAA
This is a messenger RNA of Armigeres subalbatus, 1048 nucleotides long. RefSeq lists its product as uncharacterized. The transcript has 3 exons. Lineage: Eukaryota; Metazoa; Arthropoda; Insecta; Diptera; Culicidae. The coding region runs from base 6 to 740 and encodes 244 amino acids. The record is from RefSeq and is a predicted model, not a curated record.